Messenger RNA from Geodia barretti, 1449 nucleotides. NCBI's taxonomy places the organism in Eukaryota, Metazoa, Porifera, Demospongiae, Tetractinellida, Geodiidae. The record is from the annotation of a GenBank genome assembly.
AUGCGCGAAGUCAUCGACAACAUAUUAACCCCCUACUUCACAGAAGGGCGUUAUAUCGGCAACGACUUCGCCGACACAAAAAUCGCAACCGACUUCGACCUCCUCCAAUUCUACGCCCUGCUCCUGCUCGGCGUCUAUAUACUCCACACCAUCUUCAGCUUCAUCAGCCGCUACUUACUCAACCGAACGGGCCAGGACAUCCUCUUCAGCCUCCGCGUCCAGGUCUAUGACCACCUCCAGCACCUGGGACUGCGCUUUUACAACGACCGCAGCACUGGCGAAUUGAUGUCGCGCGUAACCGCCGACGUCGAAUCCCUCCAAAACACCAUCACCGACACCCUGGAACGCGUACUCGUCAAUAUCGCAACCAUCCUCAUCUUUGGCGGCAUCCUCUUUGGACUCAGCUUUGAACUCGCCCUCAUCACCUUAUUACCCCUGCCGCUAUACAGCGUACUCAUCAUCUUCUACAACCGCACCGUGCGCCCCUAUUACACCAUGGCACGCGAGCGCAUUGCCGACAUCAGCGCCCUCCUGCAAGACAACCUCUCGGGCAUUCGCGUCAUCAAAUGCUUUGCCCGAGAGGACCACGAACUCUCUCGCUUCACCCAAAAAUGCAAAGCCUUCCUCACCAUCAGCAUCACCAUCAUCAAAACCCGCGUGGCUUUUUUUCCCGUUGCCCGAUUGGUCAUCUCAAUGGGACCCCUCCUCAUCCUCCUCUUUGGCGGGCGACAAAUCAUCUCGGGCGAACUCACCAUCGGUACCCUCUUCGCCUUUCAAAGCUUCCUCUGGCGCUUCUACGGCCCCGUAGAAAGCCUCACCCGCAUCAACGACACCAUCGUGCGCGCAGCCGCCUCAGCGCGUCGCAUUUUUGAAAUCCUGGACACCCAACCCGAAAUAAAAGACACCCCCAAUGCCCAAACUUAUGGGCGCCUGAAUGGCCGCGUCGAAUUUCAGAACGUCACCUUUGCCUACGAACACGGACCCCCCGUCCUCCACGACGUCUCCCUCAACGUACAACCCGGCCAACUCAUCGGCCUCGUUGGACCCAGCGGCGCGGGCAAAACCACCAUCAUCAACCUCAUCUGCCGCUUCUACGACCCCGAUUCCGGAACCGUGUGCGUUGACGGUCAUGACCUCAAAAACAUGCAACGCGCAUCUUUGCGCAGCCAAAUCGGCAUGGUCUUACAAGAGCCAUUCCUAUUCAACGGAACCGUCCGCGAAAACAUCGCAUACGGCAAACUCAACGCCACCGAAGCCGACAUCAUCAACGCCGCCAUGAUGGCCAACGCACACGACUUCGUCUGCGGAUUCCCCGACACUUAUGACACCCACAUUGGCGAACGGGGCGUGCGCCUAUCCGGCGGCGAAAAACAGCGCAUCUCCAUUGCCCGCGCCCAUCCUCAACGACCCGCGCAUCCUCAUCCUGGACGAAGCCACAUCCUCUGUUGA